This is a messenger RNA of Trichomonas vaginalis G3, 720 nucleotides long. RefSeq lists its product as uncharacterized. NCBI's taxonomy places the organism in Eukaryota, Parabasalia, Trichomonadida, Trichomonadidae. The coding region runs from base 1 to 720 and encodes 239 amino acids. The record is from RefSeq and is a predicted model, not a curated record. The transcript has a single exon.
AUGUCAUCAAAUUCCAAUACUGAUAACAACGAAGAGUUUGUUUGGUAUGAUUGUAGAUUCGUUACUAACCCAGCCGUCCAUGAUUAUUUAUUGGAUUCGCUCAGACCUAAUUUUAAAGAAUAUUUAGAUUACUUGAAAAUUCAUAGAAAAUGUAUAUAUAUAAAGCCGAUACCUUUCUUUGUAUCUCUAAAUCUUAACGAUCCUGUUAAUGUUAUUGUUGCUCAAUUAGUUAGAGAGGAAUUAAUUUGUACCGAAGGAUUAUUUUACUUUUAUCUAAAAGUUCAAAAUGUUGCAUCUCAUAAAACGAUCUUUGAUUUAUUUUCACCACAAAAUAGUACAAAUUGCUUAAAUGAUUUUCCAAUCAUCAUUAUAAAGGUUAUUCCUCGUAGAAAGAACGAAUCAUUCUUUAUUGAUAAUUUGACACGUGCUAAGCACAAUGUCCAUAAAGUUUAUGGUGCAAUGGAUGAUAUCAGAAAUCAUGACUAUAUGUUUUAUCUAUUCAAAGAUAUUCACUUAAAAUACGAGUACUUUGAUCUAAUCGGGCUAUUAACAGUAGGGAAAAACAAACGAGAGAGUAUUCGUUCUUCUGAAAUACGGAAUGAGUCCGUAAUUCCGCCAUUACGAAUUUUGGCAUCGAAAGCAUUCAAAAGAGCAACAGAAUGGAUCACACAAAAGUUGACAGAUUUAUCUAAUGCAUUAACUUAUACUGAAAAUAACUGA